AUGACCCGCGUAGAAUUAGACUGGAAGGAUUUUGACAACUCCAUUAACGAUAAAAAAGAAAAAUGCCUCGAAGAGAGAAUGCCCCCCUGGGAAGAAUUCCAGAAACAAAUCGAACACAAGUGGAAUCUUUACAAUGAGCAUCUAGAUAUUGCAUAUAAAUCUUAUAUCCUCAAAAUAUCUCCUACAUGGAAUGUGUCCCACUGGGAAGAGUGA
Molecule: messenger RNA, 213 nt
Organism: Plasmodium inui San Antonio 1
Lineage: Eukaryota; Apicomplexa; Aconoidasida; Haemosporida; Plasmodiidae
Exons: 1
Coding region: 1-213 (70 amino acids)
Source: RefSeq, a predicted model, not a curated record